Messenger RNA from Pisolithus orientalis, 2503 nucleotides. RefSeq lists its product as uncharacterized. The coding region runs from base 1 to 2202 and encodes 733 amino acids. The transcript is spliced from 3 exons. The record is from RefSeq and is a predicted model, not a curated record. Lineage: Eukaryota; Fungi; Basidiomycota; Agaricomycetes; Boletales; Pisolithaceae.
AUGCGUUUAAUUGAUGUCGAAGUCUUCCUGGAAAGGGAGAGACAGAUAAAGGAGGAGGGGAAUGUCGACCGUGGUACCAAGCUUGUCCUGAAAGAGCUCGACGAUACGGUUACCGAUUACUCCAUACUGUCGCAUCGUUGGAUCUACAAUGAUGAGGUGGACUACAAGGAGAUGACGAAACUCGCGAAAAUGGAGAAUCGAGACGAGAUCCGAGGGCGCAGCGGCUACCAGAAGAUUAUGAAGAGCUGCCAGCGAGCUAAGGACGAUGGAUUAGAAUGGCUCUGGGUCGAUACCUGCUGUAUCGACAAGCGGAACAGCACAGAGCUGUCAGAAGCCCUGAACUCCAUGUUUCGGUGGUACCAAAAUUCGAAGAGGUGCUAUGCUUACCUCCACGAUGUUAAUGAUUUCCCUGUUACACCUGAUCCUGAGAGGUUUGCAGCAUCCGAAGGCUGGCCAGAGUGGUUCUCGCGAGGCUGGACGUUGCAGGAGUUGAUAGCUCCGACGGACCUCCAGUUCUUUAACAAGGAUUGGGAACUCAUUGGAGAGAAAAGAAACCUCGCGUCCACGCUAGAGAAAAUCACACGCGUCCCAUCUCAAGUCCUUGCCGAUGGUUUGACUUCAUACUGUCCCAGUGUUGCCCAAGUCAUGUCGUGGGCCGCUAACCGGAGGACAACUCGAGUCGAAGACCGAGCAUACUCAUUGGCGGGUUUGCUGGAUGUCAACAUGCCUAUGUUGUAUGGCGAAGGGAAGAGAGCAUUUCUACGUCUUCAACAAGAGGUCCUCUGCAAGUCAACUGACCAAACUAUCUUUGCUUGGAACCCGACAGAAGGAACUCCACAGACCUGUGGCGUACUAGCAGGAGAUCCGAGUCAUUUCCGCGACUGCCACGAUAUUAUCCAGAUGGAAUCAAGGGAGCUCUGCUGGAGACUACCUGAACUGCGGUUUGUUGAUGUCAAGAACAGCCUCACCAGAGGGAUUUUGCCGAUGUGGACUUCCGAAAUGCAAGCCUUCCAUUCAUUCAUCACUACCAAUGUGGGAAUCCAGGUGUGGUUUCCCACUAAGCGCUAUCCUGGCUGCCCACUUGUUUUGCAAGUGGUGCUGGCAUGCAGGAGAGAAGGUAGUUUAUGGCCGAUCACUAUUAAUGUGGUCCCCUGGAGGUCCAAAUGCUACAGGUUUGUUGGCGAGGUCGGGUGGAACCCUUUACCAGGUUUUUACACGUACUCACAACUCGUUCUGACUCGCGAGCUCACGGGCGCUCCCACUGGCAUUGUCAUCGACGAGGUGGACGGCGUGGUCGCAUUACUUAGGAGGAAAUGUGCAGCUAUGGCUGGCACCAAGGUGGAUGGCCGGAAUAUACGACCUGUUGGUGUCACUGUUGCUGAAAUUCAUCACAUCACGCGCCAAGUGCCAGAAAUCUUUGUCGACAUAAUUGCCGUACUCCGUUUCCUCUGCCUCCUCCCCUGUAUAUGCAUCUUCUAUGCGAUUAUCGCGGGAUGGACUAGUUGGCCUGCGUUUGCAGUGGCCUGGCUUGCUAUCAUCCUUUUUUGGAUAUUGUCAGAAGUGUCAACAAUAAUCCCAUUUACUUGCCGUUGCACGGAAAGUGCUUCGCCUCCUGGAGAGUAUGUCAUCAGCUCAGAUGCAGAAAUUGUCUUAUUGAGGGGGGAGGAACGUGCAGUCGCUUCAAUCAUUCGUGGCGAGACAAUCCUUCCAUUGCAGUCUCUGCGGUUUUCACGCCAACUUACAUUGGCCGCGCAUGUAGCCCUUAUUUUUGGAGAGUUUUUGGCGGACCCUUCCACUGCAAUGGUUACAUUGCUGGAGCUCCAGGCUGUGGCUACGAUGAUCACGCAUCUCGUACUGUUGGUUCGAGUGUGGGUCCCACUACGUAAUUGGGCUGCAAUUCAGGCUCUCCGCCAACCGAAGCUCACGAAGUACACGUUUGGUUCUCGCGGGAGCGGGGUGGUGUUUGCACUUCUUCUCUUGCGGACUGAGAAGGCAGAGGGGGUACUGCACGAGCUCUUGCCUGUGCCAAAUUCCAAGGAGUGGAGGAAGUGGAAAACUGUCAUCCUGGAUCGUAUCAGGCGUAGGGGAGAUUUUGACUUUGACUCCUCCGAGUGGGAUGACGGCACUUGGACCGAUACGGAGAAAGAGGACCUGAUCGGACUCUUCCAAGAUGCCCGUGAUGCCUAUCGAUCAGUCUCCUAACACCCACCGGUUUGAUGACUCACAUCACGUCUAUACCGACAAGCACAACUGUCAAAUGUUAUGUGAGGUCACCUUGAUGCCUUCUAUGAGAAAAUGUCGUCCGAAGGCUAAGCAGCUUUCAAUUGCAUUGUCUUCCCGUCAUGUUUUUAUAGUCAAAUCUUGCCAUCUUUGCUGUGCUUUCCUCCCCGUGAUACACAUGCAUUGUUGUGUCGGUCCCUUGUGCUAAGUAACCACAUACAUACUAUAUGCACCACACGAGUCUAUUAGCAAUAUAGGGGCCAUGCUAGAUUGGGGUUUCGAG